AUGUCCCUGCCAAUAUUUUGUUUUGUUUUGUUUUCAGCUGGGGAGCCUGAUGAAGAUGAGGAGCAACCAGUUAAAAGAAAAAACAAAUCUGUUAUUUUGCCUGCUGCACCUUGCUUUCCAUCUCUUUCAACACCACAACAGCAGCCACAUCAAUCAAAAGUUUCAGCCAACUGCCAGAAGCAAGGAAGUUCGAUUGAUUCGCAUUCCCCUCAAGAUGUCUCAUCUCUUUCAACACCAGAACAGCAGCCACAUCAGACUGUUUCUGCCAACUGGCAGAAUCAAGGAAGUGUGAUUAAUCCACAAUCUCUUCGAGAUGACAUCUACAAGUUAUUUGAGAGUCUUGAAAGACGGAUCAUGUUAAAACUAGACCAAAUACAAACAAGCAUCACGUCAGCAGUGGACAUAAUGAGCCAGUCGAUAAGCCAGCCAAGCACCUCUGUUUCCGAUCUCACAGAGGUGCUAGAGCAGCCGUGUAAGAGUGUAGAAGAUCUAGAGGAUUUGUGUAACAAGCUAAAAGAUGCAGAAUUUCGAAAGAAGAUGAUUCGUUAUCUGUGUCUGCAGAGUGGUGGCAGCUUGGGAAAUGGAAUAAGGAGGAUGCUGAAAAAAAUUGGAGAAAAUUCCCUAUGGGGACUGUACAGUUAUAAAGGCAGAAAGGGCAAACUUAAAUUUCAGGAUCUCCUUAUUAAUGACGUCAUCAUGCGUGCCUGUAGCAAAGCAUACCCACAACAAAAAACUCAGAGUGUUGAAGACAUGAUUGCUGUCACCCUAAAACAUGCCCCGGAUCGGGAAAAAACAGUUCAUCAGGUAAGAAGCCGACGGGAAGAGUUAAGCGAAGAGAAUGAGUCGGAAUAAGAGACUGAUUUGUUUUGACGCUGCUGCCCCAUGCCCGGAAAAAGCAUGUUUAAUUUGUUAAAUUGUCCUGGGUUUUAAAUUUAACCUGUAUGUCGUUUUGAUAUCCUAUGUUCAAUAUUUAAUUUAUUUUAUUAUUGUUUCUUAUGUAAUGUUAACAUAAAUGUAUCUGACUGUGUUAUGCUAUUUCUAUGUAAAGUGACCUUGAGUUUGAGAA
Molecule: messenger RNA, 1066 nt
Organism: Paramisgurnus dabryanus
Lineage: Eukaryota; Metazoa; Chordata; Actinopteri; Cypriniformes; Cobitidae
Source: RefSeq, a predicted model, not a curated record